AAGUCUCCACCAAUUUCAAUUUGAGCACUUUCUCUCUCCUCCCGCUUCUCUCUUCCAAAAAAAAAAAAAAAAAAAAGAAGAAUGAACAAGAGCUUGGGUGAUGGCGGCUCCGCUAGGGUUUCGAUACCGCGUAAUCUCCGAGAAACUGUUCAGAGUAUCAGAGAGAUGACAGGGAAGCAGCACUCGGACGAGGAUAUCUACGCCGUCUAUAAGGAAUCGUUUAAUGAUCCUUUCGAGACCGCCCAGAAGCUCCGCUUUUUAGAUACGUUUCAUGAGGUGAGAAGCAAAAGAGACAAGAAGAAGGAGAAUCUUGUGCCAAUUAACCAAGCGAGUGCCAGAACUGGUCGGAGGAACUUUGCUUCUAGCAACACUUAUCAUGGCAAUGGAAGAAGUUCAUCCUUCAAAAGGGAGAGUGGAUCUAAUCAUGUCACAGGGGGAUCAAGACCUUCUCUUCCUAAUACUAACAACAGAGCAAGAAACCCCACUUUACCUCGUGCGACAAAGGUUCCUGCUCCCAGUGGGGUAAGCAAUCAUAAAGUUGAAGAUGAUUUCACUGCCACUGUGAACAAGGGAGUUGCAGAGAAACUUCCUCUUUCCAAGUCUAUUUCUUUCUCCGAGGAUGCUGUUGAGCCAGAGACGUCUAAAGCAAAUUCAGAACAAGUUGCUCCACCUGUAUCAGUGUCUGUUGUACAGAACCAUACACAAGAUGUAAUUUCUGCUCAGCCUGAUGUGAAUAACCAGCCAGCAGAACUGCAGUCAUCUACCUUUGGUCGACAGGAUCCUUCUUUGAUUUCUGCUUCUCACUGCAGUAACCAUUCUGAUCAAGUCACCGGAAAUGAGACUGCAUCCAAGAAAGGCAAAGCUCGAUCGCUUCUCAAGUUAGAUGUUGGCGAGCGGUCACACGUUACAUUUCCAUUGCACCUUCAGGUUGCAGACGAGCUGCAAAAUGGUCUGACCUUUGGAAGUUUUGAUUCUAAUUUUGUGAAAGAGCUAUCUUCUACCUAUGGUGCUAGUGGCGGUGAUGACUCAGAUUUUAAGUCCUCUCACGGAACAGGGGAUGAUGAGAGAGAUUCUUCCCCCACUACCAAUGGCAUUCAUGCGGUUGCUUCUGCCAGAGGAGCAUCAUCCUAUUUUGAAGAUGAUAAUGGGAUUCCAAAUUCAGCACCCGGAGCUUUACCGAACACACAACCUCAUCAAAUUGCUUAUGGUCAAGACGCCCCAUUCAGCGUGUUUGGUCUUGUUCCCUCGUUUUCAGCACUGGGCCAACCGGUAAACACAGAAGCAGCUGCGACUCAGCUUGGAAAUUCUAAUGCCCCAGCUAUGUCAUUAGUAUCAAACCCGCCAGGUCAGAGCUCUAUAGCAGCAGUCUCUCAGCAGGCAACUCAUCUUUUCGGGCAACAAUACCCUCCCAGUUUCUUCCCUUACGGUCCCUAUUACCCACAGUUUUAUAUGCCACCACCAUACAUUCACCAGUUCUUGGGCCCAAAUGGAAUUCCACAGCAGUCUUAUUUUCCACCAGGGGCUGCUAUAGCAGCACCUACCCAUAUAGCACCAGUAGGCGACAAUGAGAACCCUCCUACAACAAACCCUUCGCAACAUGCUUCUUCAACAGUUGUCACUCACAUCCCAUCUGCAACCGCCUUAAACUCUAUCCAUAGUGAAGAAAGGACUUCAGCAAUGACUGGAAACGCAGGUGCGUGGAUUGGGCAGGGACUUGGCAACCUGCAGAUGUACAACCUAGCCCUGCAAGGUCAGCCACUUGGUUUCCCAGUCGUGCAGGCUGGUCACAGGGGGCUCAUGGGAAUACACCAACCAUCACAGCCCAUGCCCGCUCCUUCAACUACAUAUCAGACCUUAACACCACUGCCACCGACGACAGCUAUGGCUGAACCCAUAAGACACCCAAACAUUGCCCAUCAGCAACCUCAAGCUGCAGUAACGAAUAACAACUAUUAGGCCGAGGGGAAGCAGCUAUAUAUGAAGAUACACAUCAAACGUGUUAAAGUCUGGAUUUUUGGGUGUAAAUAGGAAACAUCAUCCCCAGAGGAAUUUAGGUUUGACAAGUACAAGAGGGAAGAAGAAGAAGAUGAGCUUUCAAUGUAGCAAACCUUUUUGCCAUAUUUUUUUUGUUGUGAUAAUACAUAAAGAACGACGUUUGGGAAGAUGAUCCCAAUGGAAUAGUUAUUAGAAACUGAUGAUGUCUCUUCUUUAGUUUGUAUUCUCUUACAAACAUAUAUCAGAUCUGACUUGGCUGAA
This is a messenger RNA of Brassica napus (rape), 2256 nucleotides long. Its product is annotated as GBF-interacting protein 1-like. The transcript has 9 exons. NCBI's taxonomy places the organism in Eukaryota, Viridiplantae, Streptophyta, Magnoliopsida, Brassicales, Brassicaceae. The coding region runs from base 82 to 1956 and encodes 624 amino acids. The record is from RefSeq and is a predicted model, not a curated record. Gene Ontology annotation, cellular component: nucleus.